AUGAUUGUUUCCCAUCUGUUCGGCCUGCUGGCCGCCACUGCCGGCCUGGCCAAGGCCGUUAACAUCACUGGGUAUGAAUAUGUCGUCGUUGGUUCUGGGGCUGGUGGUGGUCCUCUGGCAGCCCGCCUUGCCCUGGCCGGCCACAAGACACUUCUCCUCGAGGCUGGCGAUGAUCAGGGAGAGAACUACAAUUAUACUAUACCUGCCUACUCUGCCAGAGCCUCUGAGGACGAGAAGCUUUCGUGGAAUUUCUUCGUACACCACUAUGAAGAUGAAGAGCGUCAGGCUCGCGAUUGGAAGACGAGCUACGAGACACCUGAUGGCGGGUUAUACACCGGCCUGAAUCCUCCCGAGGGCUCGACAAUGAAAGGAACCCUCUAUCCUCGUACAGGUACCCUCGGUGGAUGCACUGCUCACAACGCCUUGAUCGCAGUCUAUCCCCACCAGUCUGACUUUGAGUACAUCGCGACUCUUACCGGCGAUAGCUCAUGGACACCUGAGAAUAUGCGCAACUACUUUAUCAAGCUGGAGAGAAAUGGCUACUUGCUGCCCGGAGCUAAGGGCCACGACCGCUCCCUCAGCAUUGUUUUGGAGGACCCUCAGCUGCUGAGCAUGCUGACUGGUGGUGCCUUUGCUCUUGGAAACUUGACCGACAACGUCAUGAACAUUGGCACUCUGCUGGCUGGCGAUGCCAAUGCGGAUACCGAAACCCGUGAUACCGAACCUGGGUACUACCAAAUCCCUAUCGCGACCGAUGAUGCCCACCGAAACGGUGCUCGCGAAUUUAUCAUCGCUGUGCGGGAUGCUAAGAACGAUGAUGGUUCCAAGAAGUACCCUCUUGAUGUCCGCAUGAAUACCCACGUCACGAAGGUGACCUUCAAUGAGACUGUCAGCCCACCCCGUGCCACCGGUGUCGAAUUUCUCGAUGGCGAGCAUCUCUACAAAGCCAGCCCAAUGUCCAAGUCUGCUCUUGCUGGUAUCCCCGGCUCCGCCACUGCUUCCCGUGAGGUGAUUGUUGCCGGCGGUGUGUAUAACUCGCCCCAGAUCCUCAAAUUGAGUGGUAUUGGUCCCGCCGACGAACUCAACAAGUUCGGUAUCAAGGUCAUCAAGGAUCUCCCUGGUGUCGGUACCAACCUCCAGGACCACUAUGAGAUCUCCGUGCAGGGCAAAGUCGAGAAAGACUUUUCUUGCUUGAACAAAUGCACCUUCAGCAUCGAUGACCAGGCUGAUCCUUGCAUCAAGGAGUGGGAAUCUCCUAUUCUUGGUGACCACGGCAUCUACUCAUCCCCCGGUCUCGCUGCCACCAUGCUGUACAAGAGUUCGGUGGCUAACGAGGACUUUGACAUUUUCUGCUUCGGCGGACCGGUCAACUUCCGCGGCUAUUUCCCUGAUUAUAGCAUCAACGCCACCGAAGAACACAACUGGUUUACCUGGGCCAUCCUUAAAGCUCAUCCCCGCAACAGCGCCGGUACGGUUGCGCUUCAAUCCGCUGACCCCCUUGACAUGCCUAAGAUCACCUUCAAUUACUUUGAUACUGGUGUCGGUGACUACGAAGCCGAUCUUACUGCUCUCUAUGAAGCCGUCGAGUUGGCCCGUGAUGCUUUCAAGCGCCAGCUUGUUCACGUCACUGAGGUUCUCCCCGGGGACGCCGUCCAGUCCAAGGAAGACAUUGAGACCUACGUCAAGGAUGGCGCCUGGGGCCACCACGCCUCCUGCACCUGUCCCAUCGGCGCCGAUGACGACCCGAUGGCCGUCUUGGACUCGAAGUUCCGUGUCCGCGGUGUCUCGGGUCUCCGUGUUGUCGAUGCUUCGGUUUACCCGAAGAUCCCCGGUACUUUCACGGCUGUCUCUACCUACAUGGUAGCCGAGAAAGCUGCUGACGAGAUUUUGAGCGAGCUCAAUGCCAGCUCUUAA
This is a messenger RNA of Penicillium maclennaniae, 1914 nucleotides long. Its product is annotated as GMC family oxidoreductase. Gene Ontology annotation, molecular function: oxidoreductase activity, acting on CH-OH group of donors; flavin adenine dinucleotide binding. The record is from RefSeq and is a predicted model, not a curated record. The transcript has 2 exons. Lineage: Eukaryota; Fungi; Ascomycota; Eurotiomycetes; Eurotiales; Aspergillaceae. Bases 1 to 1914 code for a protein of 637 amino acids.